Dermochelys coriacea (leatherback sea turtle) is the source of this 2427-nucleotide messenger RNA. RefSeq names its product sarcoglycan epsilon (gene SGCE). The coding region runs from base 796 to 2178 and encodes 460 amino acids. Gene Ontology annotation, cellular component: membrane; sarcoglycan complex. The transcript is spliced from 12 exons. Gene Ontology annotation, molecular function: calcium ion binding. The record is from RefSeq and is a predicted model, not a curated record. Lineage: Eukaryota; Metazoa; Chordata; Testudines; Dermochelyidae.
GCAGCUCCCAGGAAGCUUCUGGCUUCUCUCUCCGGCUCCUAAGCGGAGGCGCGACCACAUGAUUCUGGGCACUACCCGUAUCUACUGGCACCGCCCCUCCCAUUGGCCACGGUUCCUGACCAAUGGGAGCUGCUGAGCUGGCGCUGGGGGUAGAGUGCAGAGCCCCAGUAGCCGUCCCAAGAAACCGGCAGCUUCCCCGGAGCCGUGUGGAGCCUGCCUGCAUCACCAACUGGACUUUUAACAGCCGGGUCGGCAGUGCUGACCGGAGCCGCCAGGGUCCCUUUUCGACCGGGCGUUCCGGUCUAAAACCAGACACCUGGCAACCCUAAGCUGGACCCAGUCGGGUGCCCGAGUCCAUCUGCACCCUGCUGCGGUGGCAGGGAGGGGCUGCAGGGCGAGGCAAAUCCUGCUCGCCCUGUGCCAGUGCGGCGCUGGAUGGAAGGAGUCGGUUCAGGGCUCCACCUCGGGGUUAAGUACAGGCCAGAGCCGGCCAGGCCAGGGGCACUUGUGACUCCGAAACAGGGCACUGAGUGACUGGAAGGGGGGGGGGGCUCCCCACCAGGCUCCUCUGAGGGCGCUUACUGCCCCCCCCCCCCGAGAAGCCGCCGCAAGCUCGGCCUGCGCGCGCCCUCGCGGCUCAGGGGCGCGCAUUGGCUCGCUCCCAGGCCUGCAGGGAGCGCGGCUCCUCCCAGAAUGCCCCGCGGAGGCGACCGACCGGCGCUGCUUGGAGACCGUCACUAGGGGCGGGGGGAUGCCGCUGGCUGGUGUCAGGCGGCGGCACGGAGCGGGCGGAGGAUGCGGCGGCGGCGGCUGGAGGAGCGAGGAGCCAUGCAGCGCUGUACGCCGGGGUCCCGACCGCAGAGCAGGCGGAGCGGGGGCGCCUUCACCACCCUCCUGCUGACAGUGUACACGAUUCUCUCUAAGGUGCACUCUGAUCGGAAUGUAUACCCUUCUGCUGGAGUUCUUUUUGUUCAUGUUUUGGAGAGAGAAUACUUUAAGGGGGAGUUUCCUCCUUAUCCAAAGCCUGGUGAGAUAAGUAAUGAUCCUAUAACAUUUAACACCAACUUAAUGGGUUACCCUGACAGACCUGGAUGGCUACGCUACAUUCAGAGGACACCAUACAGUGAUGGAGUGUUGUAUGGAUCACCAACUAUAGAAAAUGUGGGCAAACCAACCAUCAUUGAGAUCACUGCUUAUAACAGGCGCACCUUUGAGACUGCAAGACAUAACUUGAUCAUUAAUAUAAUGUCAGCAGAAGAUUUUCCUUUACCAUAUCAAGCGGAGUUCUUCAUAAAGAACAUGAAUGUAGAAGAAAUGUUAGCAAGUGAGGUUCUUGGAGAUUUUCUUGGAGCAGUGAAAAAUGUGUGGCAACCAGAGCGCUUGAAUGCUAUAAACAUCACCUCAGCUCUAGACAGGGGAGGCAGAGUUCCACUUCCUAUUAAUGAUAUGAAAGAGGGUGUCUAUGUUAUGGUUGGUGCAGAUGUUCCAUUCUCCUCAUGCUUACGAGAAGUGGAAAAUCCACAAAAUCAGCUGAGAUGCAGCCAAGAAAUGGAACCUGUAAUAACGUGUGAUAAAAAAUUUCGUACUCAGUUCAAUAUUGACUGGUGUAAAAUCUCUUUGGUUGAUAAAACAAAACAAGUUUCCACUUAUCAGGAAGUGAUCCGUGGAGAGGGAAUAUUACCUGAUGGUGGAGAGUAUAAACCACCACCUGAUACACUGAAAAGCAAAGACUAUUAUUCGGAUUUCCUAAUUACACUGGCAGUGCCCUCGGCAGUAGCACUGGUGCUUUUUCUAAUACUUGCUUAUAUCAUGUGCUGCCGACGGGAAGGAGUGGAAAAGAGAAACAUGCAAACACCAGAUAUCCAGUUGGUCCACCACAGUGCUAUACAGAAAUCCACCAAAGAGCUUCGUGAGAUGUCCAAAAAUAGAGAGAUAGCAUGGCCUCUUUCAACACUUCCUGUGUUUCACCCAGUUACUGGUGAGAUUAUACCACCUCUUCACACAGACAGCUAUGAUAAUACUAGCAUGCCACUAAUGCAAACACAGCAGAACCUGCCACAUCAGACUCAGAUUCCACAGCAGCAGACUGCAGGAGAAUUUCGUAUGACAACAUUUCAAAGAUUUGAGGUAAAUGGUAUCCCUGAAGAAAGAAAAUUUACAGAAGCAAUUAAUUUGUAAUCAGAUAAUGCAGUAAUCAUGUCUUAUUUCCUUAUUUGUGCAAAUAAUGCAUGUGCUUUUCUGGUGUACAGUGUGCAUGCCCACAGUAUUAAGUUCUUCAGUGCCAGAUUGUACAAUCAUUUCCAUUUAACCAGUGUAUCGUAUCUUUUUUGUACUUUGGACAUUUUUGACAAUUUGUAAAACACUGAUAAUUUUAUAUUUGUUACAUUAAGAAAACUAUCUUUAAAAUAAACAUUAAUAAAUAUCAAA